AUGCCCGUCUCCCCUCCAACAGGACGCAUCGGGCCACUCAAGUCCCGACGAGGCUGCAAGGUCUGCAAAACGCGCAAAAUCAAAUGCGGCGAAGAAAAACCCAGCUGCCACCGAUGCCUCGCCGCCAAAUACAAAUGUGAGUAUGCGCCCAACACCCACACAACCACCACGUACUCCUCCGCCCCAACAACAACCACAAUCCUCGACAGGCCCCUCUCAACGUCCCCCAACACCGUCUGGCGCGAGCGCCGCGCCUUCGCAUACUACUUCGAGCACGCCGCGCCCUACCUCGCCGGCGGCCUCGACCAGGCCUUCUGGGGCAGCGUCGUGCCCCAGGUCUGCCGGACUCAGCCUGCCGUCUGGGACGCUGUGAAUGCGAUCAGCACGCUGUUUGAGAGUCCAAAUCUCUGUAGUGAUUUUGUGUUUCUGAGUCGAAGGGAUGAAAAGGCGCCCGCGCUGAAUCGGCGGCAGAGUGAGGCGUUGGCGUGGUACGCUCGCUCGCUGGCGAAGAUCCGCACGCAGAUUGAGCGCGGGGCAGUGGAUGCGCAGGUUGCGCUUGUUAGUUGCGUCCUGUUUGUUUGUAUUGAGACGCUGCAGGGGCGUGUUGAGGAGGCGUUGCAGCUUUAUCAACAGGGUGUCAGGCUGAUUCUGGAUUUGAGGAAGGGUGGUGGCGCGGGUUCUGCCGCGUUGCUGGAGAGCACGAUUGUGCCGCUGUUUAUACGCCUGGGGACGGUCGCCUUGACAAUUUCGAGCGUUCCGGCUUGCGAUUUGUUUGAUCUGAUUGACCUCCACGGGGAGUAUAGCUUUACUUCACUUGAAGCAGCUCGCGACGCCCUCAUACCACUCGCUUACAGAGUUCUCAUGCUCCAAAAUGACGCCGGAAGCAAUCCCUGGCUCGGUAUCGAGACAAAUAUAACACCAGAGUUACUCGCCACACAGAUCACCCUACGAGAACGCCUAAAGCAAUGGCAUCACGCCUAUACCGAGUUAGCCGAAACAAUAUCUACAAAGCCCGCGUCCCCUAACUCAAAUUCACAGCCAAGCUCAAACUCAAACACAAGCAUAACUGCCCUCCUCCUUACCUACCACACAACCCUAAACAUGAUCGUUGCGACAUGCCUUACACAGAACAAAUCCGUCUACGACGCACACAUCCCGGGCUUCCGUACCAUCGUCGAACAAGCAAGCAGAGCCCUCGACGCCUCAGCAAGCUCGGACGCCUCGCAACCGGUAUUCACAUUCGAGCUAGGCGUCGGUCUCCCACUAUUCUGGACAGCUCUCGAAUGCCGAGAACCAUCUCUCCGCCGACGAGCACUAGCAUUAUUGCGGCGAGCACCGCCCAUGCAGGGAUUUUAUAAGUGCGCGCCCGGUAUCGCACUCGCAGGGAAGAUUAUGCAGUUGGAGGAGGGGUUCGCCAAGCAGAUUUCUCUGGACAAGCAAAGGCAAUUGAAAGAAAGGGAUAGUCAUCAUCUUCCAACUCCCCCAUAUGAUUACUCUUCCGAAGAUGCCGAUCCUGAAGCCUUGGUCAUCCCAGAAGAAGCGCGCAUUCGGCAUUAUAGUGUCUUUCGACCCCGCGAUCAGCCGUUCUUGCUCGGUCCGCAUGAUAUUUCGAAGUGGGAUAGAGAUCAGCUGUUCAUGCGGUUUGCGAGGUAUCACCCGGGUUCUGCUUACUGGGAAAGCUGGGGGUUGACGGAUGAGAUUGUGCCGAUGGAGUAA
Molecule: messenger RNA, 1716 nt
Organism: Aspergillus calidoustus
Lineage: Eukaryota; Fungi; Ascomycota; Eurotiomycetes; Eurotiales; Aspergillaceae
Source: the annotation of a GenBank genome assembly